AUGAGCGACCACGAAGUCGAAACUUUUGAAUCUACCGAUGCCGGUGCCUCUAAAACGGUACCGAUGCAAGCCGGUUCCGUCCGUAAGGGUGGCUACAUCGUCAUCAAAGGCAAAGCGUGCAAGGUCAUCGACGUUUCCACGUCCAAAACCGGCAAGCACGGUCACGCCAAGUGCCACUUUGUCGCCGAAGACAUCUUCACCGGCAAAAGAUGCGACGAACUCGUCCCAGCUGGCCACAACUUGGAAGUUCCGGUCGUCUCCAAGGCGGAAUACACGUUGUUGGACAUCGACGACGACGACCACAUGUCUUUGAUGGAUGAAAAGGGAGACACGAGAGAAGAUUUGAAGUUACCGGAUGACAGAUCCGGGGACUCUGCGUUUGCUUUAGCGCAAGAAGUGCAAAAGAAGUUUGACGAAGGCGCGGAAGUUGUGGUGACGAUUAUGUCUGCGAUGGGCAUCGACCAACUCUCUGGAUGGAAGGAGGCUGCGAACUAA
Bathycoccus prasinos is the source of this 495-nucleotide messenger RNA. RefSeq lists its product with no specific name. Bases 1 to 495 code for a protein of 164 amino acids. Gene Ontology annotation, biological process: positive regulation of translational termination; positive regulation of translational elongation. The record is from RefSeq and is a predicted model, not a curated record. Gene Ontology annotation, molecular function: translation elongation factor activity; ribosome binding; RNA binding. The transcript is spliced from 2 exons. NCBI's taxonomy places the organism in Eukaryota, Viridiplantae, Chlorophyta, Mamiellophyceae, Mamiellales, Bathycoccaceae.